GCUUCCCAGGACGGCAGCGUGUGUUUCACAAAAGAGUCUUCUGCUUCCCAAGAUAGAAGGAUGCGACAGCAGAGGCUGGAAGGUUGAACGUCAGCUGCAGACGAUCAUCGAGCGGGAUGGAGGAGAUAAAUGUUUUGGCCUCGUGUGGCCCCUUAAUUUGGGGACAUGGUCUUUAACUGACAUCAUGAGACCGGUGACAGUUCUUCCUCUCCUGCUGGCCGUGGCGUCCGCCCGUAUAGUCAACUUCAACCGCCGGGCAGACAACCUGCAGACGUUCACAGGCGACCUGGGAGGUGCUGCGCCCGCUGUGACCAACAGUGGUGACAGCACCAGGCCAUUCGAAGUCAACGGAGACACUUUUGUCAACGAAGCCGGUGCCCUGCAACGCUCCUGCGACGUGCAGUUUAACACCUGUGCCAACCAGGCCAACGGAGGGGCCAGUUUCUCAGUGGCUCAAUGCCAGCAGCAAGAGGACCAAUGCAACGCAGCUGCCGGUGCUGCCAAGCGCAGUAUAGAAGAGCGUUCAGAGCAUAUCACGCCUCGCUUCCCCCAGAUCCAAGUCAGAGCCAACUCCAACAGCACCGGCAAUAAUGACCAAGCCAGCCGCGUUGGCAACAUCAAGCGCAAGGUCGACUUUGAGAAGCGUAACGGUACGGCUGCGGACUUUAUCAAACGCGGAGACAUCAUCGACAAGCGCAACGACGCAGCGCAGAACGGUCAUGCGAACUUCAUCAAGCGAUUCACCAGCGACAUGGAGAAGCGCGCUGGGAACGGAACGGACGCUGCGCAAAAGUUCGGCCAGGCCGCGAAGGAAAUUGGCGGUAUCGUGCAGGGCAUUGGGAACCUCCUCGGCGGCGGCGGCGGAGCUGCUGCUGGCGGCGCUGGCAACAAGGCUUCUGCGCCGUUUGGCCUGAAGCCUCGGAAGACCCACUUCUUCCGUAGCUAGAAAUGAUUCCUUUUGGCUACGAUGUGUUUUCUUUCAAAUAUGGACCAUCAAUGUGUGCAAUACCCGGGAUAGCUGGCAGGAAGCAGCAGUGAUAAGGGAGG
This is a messenger RNA of Paecilomyces variotii, 1047 nucleotides long. RefSeq lists its product as hypothetical. NCBI's taxonomy places the organism in Eukaryota, Fungi, Ascomycota, Eurotiomycetes, Eurotiales, Thermoascaceae. The transcript is spliced from 3 exons. The record is from RefSeq and is a predicted model, not a curated record. Bases 185 to 946 code for a protein of 253 amino acids.